GCUACUAUUGGGCCGUGUAUUCUGUUUGGGCCUGUCCAAACAGGUAAUCCAAGCCCACAUCUGAAGCUUCAAUAAAAUCCCAAUUUUUGAGUGCUUUCCCAAACCCUAGAACAUCCCUGCGCAGUGAAGAACGCCCGUUUCGAUCUGUCUAAAAUGUCGACCGGAGAAAUUGCCUGCUCUUACGCUGCUCUCAUCCUCUACGAUGACAAUAUCCCUAUUACCGCCGAAAAGAUUGCUACGCUUGUGAAGGCAGCUAAGGUUUCCGAUGUGGAGUCUUACUGGUAUGGUCUCUUUGCCAAGCUGGCUGAGAAGCGUAGCAUUGGAGAUUUGAUCCUCAAUGUUGGGGCUGGUGGCGGUGCUGCAGUCGCUGCUGCUGCACCAGCUGGCGGAGCUGCUGGUGGCGGUGCUGCCGCAGCUGCUCCACCACCGGAAGAGAAAAAGGAAGAACCAAAGGAAGAGAGUGACGAUGAUAUGGGAUUCAGUUUGUUUGAUUAGGUCAAGAUUUGGGAUCGCAUAUUUUGUUCUAGGUUUAUUAUCUUUUUAAUGCCCGAGGUGGCCCUUGUUAUUUUACAGAUACGUAGUUUUGGACGUCCAAACAAAUUCGCGAUAAGUUUUGAUUUGAAUGUGAUCUGAUUUCAUCUUUUCUGUCUAAUAUAUUUUAUGAUUUCAUCUUUUCCGUA
Cucumis sativus (cucumber) is the source of this 680-nucleotide messenger RNA. RefSeq names its product 60S acidic ribosomal protein P1. NCBI's taxonomy places the organism in Eukaryota, Viridiplantae, Streptophyta, Magnoliopsida, Cucurbitales, Cucurbitaceae. The transcript has 4 exons. Gene Ontology annotation, biological process: translational elongation; cytoplasmic translation. The record is from RefSeq and is a predicted model, not a curated record. Gene Ontology annotation, cellular component: cytosolic large ribosomal subunit; ribosome. Gene Ontology annotation, molecular function: ribonucleoprotein complex binding; structural constituent of ribosome; protein kinase activator activity. The coding region runs from base 154 to 495 and encodes 113 amino acids.